Messenger RNA from Paramormyrops kingsleyae, 2397 nucleotides. NCBI's taxonomy places the organism in Eukaryota, Metazoa, Chordata, Actinopteri, Osteoglossiformes, Mormyridae. The record is from RefSeq and is a predicted model, not a curated record.
GCCCCGACACGGAUAUCCUGUACAUGCGCUCUCCGAAGGGUAACGUAGGAAGCUUUGGUUUUUACUCCGGAUUGCUCUUUAAAAUUGAUCGAGCGCCAGUGCAGUGUGGUACAAAUUGCUUUGUAUACUAUGUGACAUGUAGCGUUAUAUUAUUUUUCGUUUAAAGUCUGUCAUGUGGGGCCAUUAAAAGUAUCUGCCUACAAAAAUACAAAUGGAUGGGAUCAAGAGUCCGUGCGAGAUUUUAUUCAGUAAUUAUGUCAAUCUGAUAGUGAUUGAUGCUUUUAACUGGUGAUGAGAUAAGAAGGAAGGAUCGUUAAAAUGGACAUGUAUUGUCAUGAUUUGAAAUUGGAAAACACCCCGAAAGAGACUUUUUACGUGCAGGUUCUGUGACAGCAUUUCGGAGACCCCAGAAACUACGUGUUUUAGAUGAGGACAGUGAUGCAAGCGUUUGGGGAAUCAUGCACGAGGACUGUGUCAGUUUUACCAAAACUUAAGUUGAAGCCAGAAGUUCGUCAGUACCUCAGUAAUGCAUUUCAAAAUAAAGAGUUGCUGGCGGAAGUGGGUGAACAGGAGGCAAAUAAAAAGUUCGAGGAGCUCCUCACCUACCUGUCCCACCCCCCGGGCUUCACCUGCGUGCGAGCCAGCACCCACCUGGAGUCCCUGGAGACCAUCAGAGACCAGCUGGUGGAUGAGCUCCAAAAGCAGGUGGCAUGGUCCUCAGGCAGGGGGCCAGUCCCAAUAUUUACACACCCGCAAGUUCCCGAUGUUCUGCUCAUUCCUGUCACCGGACCCCUGUCUGUCUGCCCGCAGAGGUCAGAGGUCAUCGUAGGAGCACAGUGUGGGAAUUCCGUCCUGCGGGGGGCUAACGUCUUCGCGCCUGGUGUUUUGUCUGCCCCUAAAUACAUGAAGGCUGGGGAUUCGGUUGCAGUUUGCUCCGACGUCGAGGGCAGGUGCACGCGGGGGGCGACGGAGUUCCAGGGCAGGAAGGUUUUUCUGGGUAACGGGAUUGCUGUGAUGAGCCGCGCGGCGAUCUUCCAGGCGGAUGAGCCAGUCAGGGGGGUGGCAGUGAGGGUGCAGGAGCCUGUUUACCACAGCCCCAGUUUCGACGGCCUCCUGCCCAGACUCGUCUUCCUGCAGAACCUACCUUCGGUGGUGGUGAGCCAUGUGUUGGGUCCACAGCCAGGUGAGAGGAUUCUGGACAUGUGCGCAGCCCCUGGGGGGAAGACCUCGCACAUCGCCGCCCUGAUGGGGGAUCAGGGGGAAGUAAUCGCUUUGGAUAAGAUUGCCAGCAAGGUGGAGCGGAUUCGCCAGAACGCCUCGACCCUGGAGUUGGAUUGUAUCACGGCUUACUGUUUCAACAGUAUCCGGGCUGUGUGUGCCGACCAGGCCCAGGUUCCAGGCAAUGGUGGGACCCCCAGCCAUGAUGUGACACCCCUAGCUUCUCGUGCUCCAGGCGGGCCACCCUUCCCCCCAGAGAGUUUCGACAGGGUUCUGCUGGACGCCCCCUGCAGCGGCCUGGGCCAGAGGCCCAACAUGGCCUGCCCCUUGAGCCUGCGUGAGGUCACGUCCUACCAGCCUCUGCAGCGCAAGCUCUUCCAUGCAGCCGUGCGGCUGCUGCGGAGGAGCGGCACCCUGGUGUACAGUACCUGCACCGUCACCCUGGCAGAGAACGAGGAGCAAGUGGCCUGGGCGCUCUCCACCUUCCCGGACCUGACGCUGCAGCUGCAGAUCCCGCACAUCGGAGGAGAAGGGAUGCCGGGGGCAGGCCUAUCAAAUGACCAGCGCCGCCUGGUCCAGAGGUUUAGCCCGCGCCAUGAGCCCAGUGACUCGGGCCUGGCGGGGAGAGACCAAAGCAGCAUCCUCCGGCAGGCCAACGCAGACACCAUCGGCUUCUUCAUAGCCAAGUUCCAGAAGACCUGAGCGCCAGCCCACCCCAGAGGGGGGAGGAACCCAUGGCAGCACCUCCCGGUCACGUGACAAGCAGCUCAGGAAGCCAGCAAGAGUGAAGUACGAAUCACGACACCUUCACGUUUUCCGUCUCGCUGACCAGCGGCUCUGUUUUUUUUUCCGGAAACCAUCCCCACGUGACACCACCGGCCAGGAACACCAUAUACGGAUGGCUCAUGCCCCCCCACCCCCACCCCACCCAUGGUUGUCUUGGAGAUGGUGACGGCACGGCUGUCAUGGCAACGGCUAUGUGACGGCAGACGGGGAAGUUUGAGAACGGAGGAGAAAGUGAUUUAUCACUCGAAUCGCGUCUUUACCGGGCGGCGACAGGACUGAGGAUUAUUUUUAGAGGGCAGGUUCUGCGUGGGGCUUAUUUUGAACACUGCUUAUUUUGCUGUAUUUAUUUAUUUUUGUAGUACUACUGAAAUAAACAUUUCUGCAGUCCUUUGA